Hemiscyllium ocellatum (epaulette shark) is the source of this 2920-nucleotide messenger RNA. RefSeq lists its product as uncharacterized. The transcript has a single exon. NCBI's taxonomy places the organism in Eukaryota, Metazoa, Chordata, Chondrichthyes, Orectolobiformes, Hemiscylliidae. The coding region runs from base 28 to 360 and encodes 110 amino acids. The record is from RefSeq and is a predicted model, not a curated record.
AUGGUCUCUCGGGGGGCGGCCUGAGGAAUGAGCGGGGCCGGGGCCGGGGCCGGGGCCUCCCGCGGGCGGACUGUGCUGGCCGAGAAGGCCGUGUCUGAAGGCUACGCCCGGCUCCGGUACCGAGACACCGCGCUCCUGAUCUGGAGGCAGCAGCAGCUGGAGCUGGAGCGGCGGACGCUGGGCUCAGGCCCGGGCCCCGGACCCGACAGUUUCCUGGGCCGCAGCCACAGCGUGUGGUACCGACAAUUCGGUAAUCAGCCCAUCCUGGUCCGGGACAGGAGCAAACUGAGCCCGGGGACCUUCACCGGCACAGGCCUGACUCCAGACUCACGCCGCUCCCGCAUUUGCUCAUUGAUGUAAACCGGGUCAGAGAGCGGCGACCCCGGGACAGGGACCCGGGACCGACCCCGGGACACGGACACACGGACCCAGAACAACCCCGGGACAGGGACCCGGGACCGACCCCGGGACAGGGACCCGGGACCGACCCCGGGACACGGACACACGGACCCAGAACAACCCCGGGACAGGGACCCGGGACCGACCCCGGGACAGGGACCCGGGACCGACCCCGGGACACGGACACACGGACCCAGAACAACCCCGGGACCGACCCCGGGACAGGGACCCGGGACUGACCCCGGGACAGGGACCCGGGACCGACCCCGGGACACGGACACACGGACCCAGAACAACCCCGGGACAGGGACCCGGGACCGACCCCGGGACAGGGACCCGGGACCGACCCCGGGACACGGACACACGGACCCAGAACAACCCCGGGACACGGACCCGGGAACAACCCCGGGACCGACCCCGGGACAGGGACACGGACCCGGGACCGACCCCGGGACACGGACACACGGACCCGGUAACAACACCGGGACACGGACCCGGUAACGACCCCGGGACAGGGACCCGGGACAGGGACACACGGACCCAGAACAACCCCGGGACACGGACCCGGUAACGACCCCGGGACAGGGACCCGGUAACAACACCGGGACACGGACACACGGACCCAGAACAACCCCGGGACAGGGACCCGGUAACGACCCCGGGACAGGGACCCGGUAACAACACCGGGACAGGGACCCGGUAACAACACCGGGACAGGGACCCGGGACACGGACCCGGGACAGGGACCCGGUAACGACCCCGGGACAGGGACCCGGUAACGACCCUGGGACACGGACCCGGUAACAACACCGGGACACGGACCCGGGACAGGGACCCGGUAACGAUCCCGGGACACGGACCCGGUAACAACCCCGGGACAGGGACCCGGUAACGAUCCCGGGACACGGACCCGGUAACAACCCCGGGACACGGACCCGGUAACAACCCCGGGACACGGACCCAGGACAUGGACCCGGUAACGACCCCGGGACACGGACACACGGACCCAGUAACAACCGGAGGGACACGGACACACGGUCACAGGAACAACCGGAGGGACACGGACACACGGUCACAGGAACAACCGGAGGGACACGGACACACGGUCCCGGUAACAACCGGAGGGACACGGACACACGGUCCCGGGAACAACCGGAGGGACACGGACACACGGUCCCGGGAACAACCGGAGGGACACGGACACACGGUCCCGGGAACAACCGGAGGGACACGGACACACGGUCCGGGAACAACCGGAGGGACACGGACACACGGUCCCAGGAACAACCGGAGGGACACGGACACACGGUCCCGGUAACAACCGGAGGGACUCAUGGUCCCAGUAACAACCGGAGGGACACACGGACACGGUCCCGGUAACAACCGGAGGGUGGUGGGAGAGGAAGAUCGUCAUCCAAAUACAUUUCCAGGGAAAGUGCUUAGUGGUGCCACUCUCUAUGCUUUUUUCAUAAAAGUAAAAAUCCUCUGUUAGCGAAAACUAAUGUAGGUCUAUCGUUAAAGCAAAUUGGCCUAAAGCAAAUGUUCGAAAAAUGAGGGCAAUCUAUAACAACCUGAGCAACUCCCAGAGUAACACAUGGAUAGACAGUUCCAGUGACAACCGGAGCUAUACCAGAUCAAAUGCAAACAGCAAAUGCUGGAGAUCACUGGAUCAGGCAGCAUCUGUGGAGAGACAGCAAGUUAACGUUUCAAGUCUAAAUGACUUUUCACACCAGGAGUAAUACCAACAUUCAUUAUAGUUGGAGUAUUUAUGACUUAGUGCAGCUCUGCAACCAGAUGAGCACCAAAAAGACACAUCUGGAUCAAUAUUGCAAAUCACAAGGCACAUCCACAGUAUUUACAAAGUGACUCUCCUGGAUUAAUAGCUGGCAUAAAUCUGCUUGGAGACCAGGCCUAUGCAGAGAUCAUCACUCUCUCUGUACUCAUCCUGCCUGGAAUAGUCAUUGGUCGAUGCAUUUAUUUAAUUUAUUUAUUUAUUAACUGAUUUUAUUUAUUGAUCAAUGCCUGAGCUGGAAUGCAUGAGUGUUUUGGACUGAGCAGAAGAACAAAUCUGUAAUAGAACCCUUCUGGGAGAAUCAGGCCAGGAUUAUGAGAUUGUCUCCUAUCUUUCAGGAGUCUGCUGGCCACACAGGCAAUGAGACUGUAUUGAGCCAUACAGGACAAACUCUCUUCUGUGUAAAAAGUGACAGAAGUUAUGUGUUAGAGUAGAAUUACCAUAUUUAAAGCAUUGAAUUGUGCUAGCAUUACUCCUUACUGAGCAAGGCUUGCUUUUAAUUGACAAUUUUACUCAUACAGCAAUUUUCACAUUGACAAAACUGCCACAGAUAAUCCACAGCGAAUGAUUUCCAGCUUCUUCAGCAUUUGUGAUUUUUAAUAAUUCCACCAAAUACCUUCAGUUGCUUGUGCUGUUUGAUUCCCUCAUGAAGCUCUCUCCCUCCUUUAAGGAUUGUAUAACCUAAUAACUUAGUGUUUAAUAUUAAAUUUAUUUGAUUAAUUAUUGUCA